This is a messenger RNA of Antechinus flavipes (yellow-footed antechinus), 6503 nucleotides long. RefSeq names its product ectonucleoside triphosphate diphosphohydrolase 5 (inactive) (gene ENTPD5). Gene Ontology annotation, cellular component: membrane. Gene Ontology annotation, molecular function: GDP phosphatase activity; UDP phosphatase activity. Gene Ontology annotation, biological process: nucleoside diphosphate catabolic process. The transcript has 14 exons. Lineage: Eukaryota; Metazoa; Chordata; Mammalia; Dasyuromorphia; Dasyuridae. The coding region runs from base 708 to 1988 and encodes 426 amino acids. The record is from RefSeq and is a predicted model, not a curated record.
AUGUCUUUCUUCCUUUCUGGAAGAGCAUAAUUUCACACUUUUCUCCUUUCCUCCCCUCCAUUUAUGGUCUUUAUUAAUAGGUUCUCUGUCAUCCUCUACUACACUCUCAAGUGCAUGGGGUAAUUUCCCCACCUCAACCCACUCCCUCAACCGAAUUUGCCUCAGAUAUAGUUUCAGGAAGUUACAAGUCUGGCCUCAGUUAAUGCUGCAAUAGAAACCCUUGUUCCCACCUAAUCUUCCUGCCCAUUGCACAGUUCUUUGAAUUCAUGUUACAGAAAAGGAAAAAAUAUAGUUCUUAGGUUUAAGCUUCUUUUGUUCCAUAGGCAAAAAUGUUAUUGAUACCACAUGUAAAAAUAUGGCAACUGGACUUUUAGAAAAAGGGUGGAUAAAGAAGGAGGAAAGGGGACAAGGAAUGGGAGUGAGGAAAGGAGGGAGGGAAAGAAGGAAAGAGAGACAGAGAGAGCGGUGAGGGAAGGAGAGAAAGGAGGGGGAAGAAAGAGUGAAGGGGGGGGGGGGAGAGAGAGAAACAGAGACAGAGAACUUACAAAGAGAGAGGAUGAGUUAGCAAAAUGUCAUGUACUAAAUUGCAAACUAGCCCAAAGGUGAAUGUGAUUAGGGAACAGAAGUACAGCAGGAGCAAAGGGCAACUAACAGCAUAGAAGAGAGAAGUUCUGAAAGACACACACGUACAGAGUGGAUCUUGGAGAAUGGCCACAUUCCUGAUUGCAACUUUUACCAUAUUAGUUUCUGGUGUUUAUGGCACUGUCUUCCCCAGAGAGCAGACUUGGUUUCAAGGGGUCUUCUUGUCCUCGAUGUGUCCCCUCAACAUUAGCAUGAACACCAUGUAUGGUAUCAUGUUUGAUGCAGGGAGCACUGGAACUCGAAUUCAUGUUUACACCUUUGUGCAGAAGAUGCCAGAACAUCCUCCAACAUUGGAAGGGGAAAUCUUUGAUUCAGUGAAGCCAGGUCUUUCUGCCUUUGCAGAUCAACCAAAGCAGGGUGCUGAGACUGUUCGAAGACUUUUGGAAGUAGCCAAAGAAUCAGUCCCCCCGAGUCACUGGAGAAGGACCCCAGUGGUAUUAAAAGCUACCGCAGGACUUAGGCUCUUGCCAGAUCACAAAGCCCAGGCUCUUCUUUUGGAAGUAAGAGAAAUCUUCAAAAAAUCACCUUUCCUGGUCCCAGAAGACAGUGUUAGCAUCAUGGAUGGAUCCUAUGAAGGAAUAUUAGCCUGGGUUACUGUGAAUUUUCUAACAGGUCAACUGCAUGGUCAAAACCCAAAGACUGUUGGAACUCUGGACUUGGGAGGGGCUUCCACCCAAAUCACAUUCCUGCCCCAGUUUAAGAAAACCCUGGAACAAACCCCCAGUGACUAUCUCACGUCCUUUGAGAUGUUCAACAGCACGUAUGAGCUCUACACACAUAGUUACUUAGGAUUUGGACUAAAAGCUGCUAGACUUGCAACCCUGGGAGCCCUGGAUACAGAAGUUGUUGACGGACAGACAUUCCGAAGUUCCUGUCUACCCAAGUGGUUGGAGGCAGAAUGGGAUUUUGGGGGAGUGAAAUAUCAAUAUGGUGGCAGACAGGAAGGGGAGACAGGGUUUGAGGCCUGCUAUUCUGAAGUACUCCGAGUGGUUCGAGGAAAACUUCACCAGCCAGAUGAGAUCCGCAAGAGCUCCUUCUAUGCCUUUUCUUAUUACUAUGAUAGAGCUGUUGACACGGACAUGAUUGAUUAUGAAAAGGGAGGCAUUUUAAAAGUGCAAGACUUUGAAAAAAAAGCCAGGGAAGUGUGUGAUAACUUGGAAAAUUUCACUUCGGGCAGUCCAUUCCUGUGUAUGGAUCUCAGUUACAUAACAGCCUUAUUAAAAGAUGGCUUUGGGUUCAUGGACAGCACUAUAUUACAGCUCACAAAGAAAGUGAAUAACAUAGAGACUGGCUGGGCCCUGGGUGCUACCUUUCAUCUACUACAAUCUCUAGACCUUUCCCACUGAGACCCAAGUACUUCCUACAGGAACUACACUUGCCAGUGACCUUUCCAGAAGGAGGAGUGACAGCCCAUUCACAUUGCUGAAUGAGUCUAGAAUACGAUGGACCAAAGCCAAGCAGCUAGCUCUUUGGGGAGCUAGAGAAAUUAAUAGAUAGGAUUUGACCUAGAUCCUUAUGAUUUCUGUUUAAUUAAUUAUACACAUUUAAUGUGAGCUGUCACCUGACCUCUCUGAAUGUUUGGAGCCAUUACCAGAGUCUUGAGCAUUUGAGCCUCUUUAUGUGUUGUGAAAAGCACAUCAGCCAAAAAGGGUAGGUUAGGAAUUUUACCCUUGGGUUAGGUUCCCAGAAACAAACCCUGAAAGUCAACUACAUCCCCAGCAGUCUUCAGAAUUAAAUUCUGGACAACCACGUGGGACCAAAGAAAACGAAAAGAAAAAUGAUUCAUUUAUAAUCUUAUAACAUGUUCAACAACAAUUUGUUUGGGGAGGGCCUUUUUUUUUUUUUUUUUGGUUUGUUUGUUUGUAAACUGGCUGGGAGGGGGGGGAAGGGGAAGCCCCUAACUUUUUUUUUUUAAUCUGCUUAUGAACAAAUGACUUUGAAUCUGAAAUCAUGUACGGUCCUGCCCAUUAUAACUCUGUUAACAGCCUCUAUCCAAGCAGAGUGCCUUGUGUCAGCCAUUUUAAAUCUUAGUGAGAAUGGGGAAUUCCCUGUGAUAAAUGUUUCAUGAGCCAUCUCAUGAUUUUCUCCAAUAUGUGCAGUGCAAUAUUUAGAAACGCAGAAAUUGUAUUCCCCCUGGCUAUGCCUUUCACCUGAUUAUUCAUGGAUGUUGAUUGUUCAUUCCAAAGAAAAGCUUAGCAGUGCACCAAGGAUAGAUUGUUCUUUUGUUUCAUCACUUUUAAGCUGGGUACUUUCUAAUAGGUAUAGUUGGUCCACCCAACCGAAUAUUUUGUUGCCAAUAGCAGUUUUAAAGGACAUACUGUCACACAUUAUUGUCUUCCUUAAAGUUAAUCUUAAAGAUUAGGGAUGCUCCAGCUUCUCUUAGUGGAUAGGCUCUUAUGAUGCACAUAUUGGAGCAAGCCUUUUUAAAAAUCUGUAUUUUCUAUCUGUACCAGUGCGUGGAGUUGGUAAAAAAAUCUCUCCACUGUCUCAGCUCCAAAAUUCUAAGAUUCUAUAUGCUUGUUACCUAAACUUACCUCACAAUGUUUUAAGAGAGAGUAUUUCCAUGUAUGGUGAACAAGCUUGUAUAUUCACCUCACGUACAGCAUUUCGUAUUUUUAUAGAUUUUAAUCAUGUCUCCUCCCAAUUGUUUUAGUCUUUCAUAUGCCAGUUAUUUUGGUUGCCCCUCUCUAGUUCUUUUAUAUUUAAUCAGGUCUUUUUUUGAGGUGUGGCAGCCAGAACUGCCUCAAGUAUUACAAGGGUAAGCAGGCAAUAAUUUUAAUGGAAGGAUAAGACAAAAAAAAAAAAUCUCACUUUAAAAACUUUUCAGUACGUUUUUUGGUGAAUUUUUUGGUGAAGUUCAACAUUGUUUGCCUUUUUGACUACAGCAACACAUUAGGGUUAGCAUUCUCAGGGAGCACUCUUUAUGAGCUUCCAAGUCAUUACAACCCAUUUAUGGGGAGUAAAUUCAAAUGCUAAGAUCUCAAUUUUUCAGUUUGAAUUGUUUAUCCAAAAGUGCAUUACCUUAUGCUUGUCCACAUUAAAAAUCUUAUCAGCAACAUCUCUGUCCACUAAGGUCUUCAUCUAUAAUAGCUAACUUCUUAUAAUUUGCAAACUGCUUUCCAUAUAUUCUCAUUUCAUCUGUAGUUGCUUCCUAUCUAAAGAGCUUAUCUUCUGCAAACUUAGAGAUUACACUGUGUACUUCUGGAUCACUUAUAAAGAUGCUAAAACAAAUACUACCAGCAAUCCCUAAUUUCCCUUUUCUCCCCAUCCCCCUAAUUUCUCCAUUUAGAAAAUUUUCUCACACUGAUUCAAUUUUCAAAUCAGAAACUCACUCUUAAAUCCUAGAAUUACUCAUUUGUUUUAGUGGCUUUUGGCAGAUGACUCAAAUCCAUUGGUUCUUCUUUAUGCCAUGGUACUAGAUGUAUUUUGAGAGGAGUUGUGUGGUUCAGUCCUUCAGCCAUCUUGUGACUCUUUGUGACGUUGUGGACACUUCAUGCUCUUAUCCAUGAGGUUUUCUUGGCAGAGACUAGAGUGGAGAAUCCUUCUCCAGUGGAUUAAGGCAAGCAGAGGUUAAGUUACUUACCCAGAGCCACGCAGCUAGUAUAUAUCAAAUGCUGGAUUUGAAACCAGGUCUUCUUGGCUCUAGGUGCAGUGCUCCAUCCACUGAGCCAUCUAGCAGCCAUUGGGGAGGAGGGAGCAGGGUAAGCAAAUAAAGGGGAACUCAUGGGUGAAAUGUUAAGUAGAUUUAACAUGACUUUUUUCUGCAGAAGUCAAGUUGCCUUUCCCCUUGGUUCAUUUUGUUUAGUGAUCCAGUCUUUCAGUAAUGUCUGCCAGUUUGUCCAACAUGGAAGUGAGAUCACUGGCCUUCCUUGUAUUUUCUCUAGCAUCCUAAUGAACAGUUCAUAAUUUAGUUAUCCAAUACAAUGGCAGAAGUCAUCUGUAACAGUAUAUUCUGCAUUUUGGCCACCAAUUCUCAAGUUCAUUCUUGUUUUCAAAAUUCAUAAUGAUGCCACUAGAUCCCAGUGCUUCAUACCUUCAAACCAUGUUGGUUUUGCCAUGCUGAACUAUGGAAUCAAGCAUCUUCAACCUAUUCAUUUCAAAGAACAAUAGUAAUAGUAACUUUCCUUAUAAUCCCCCAAAAUUCAGUCUUUCAUCUAUACUCAAUGAUUCAAUAAGCAUUUAUCAUACCUGUACUGUGUACUGCUGUUUUAAUGUACCAUGAAAGCUGCUAAGGGAGAUAUAAAGGUAAGACAGUUUCUGCCCUUAAGGAGCUUAAAAUAUAAUAGAAGUGAUAAGAUGUAUAUUAGAUAUAAUGCAAAUUAGAAUAUAAUGAAUGAAUUUAGUGUGGAGAUGAGAAUCUUCCUAUAAUGGUACACUUUUUAAGCCCUAUAAUCCUUAAAGAAUCCCACUGAUUCUUUCGCUAGUUUCUUCCAUUGAUACAUUUAAACAAUUCCCUUUUUUAUUGGUUUUGGAGCUCUUGGAAAACUGGAAGAGGAAACUUCUCUAGACCACCUAGUUUUUUGAUUAUACCAACUUUGUAGGUGGUCCAUUUUAACACUGGCUCUUCCCUUUAAGAAAAAAAUGCCACUUUUUCUUGAAAUAACUCUGUAAUAGUUAAUUUUGACUGUUACAUUUUACUUAGACCUCCUAUAAAAUUUAUUAGGCAUAAGGUUCUGCUGCAUACACUAAAACAUGGAAAAUUUGUUCUUUUCUAUAAUUCUCAUGUUUUGGAUUACUUUGGGGUAAAAGUAAACUGGUUUCUUAUCAAAAUGUAGCCUAAAGAUCUGAACUUAAGUCCAUUAAAAAGCUUUCCUUUAAAGAUUGUUUUUGCUGUUUCAUCCAUCUUUCCUCAAAGGAUCAUAUAGUUUUCCCCAGAUGUUGGUGAUUUCAAAGAAAAACAACCCUGUCCAUCUCUUAAAAUCUUUUAAUUAAGAUUUUACUAUUUUCCUAUAAAAGACUUGGGGAGGCAAAAAUGCGGUACUUUAGAAAGAAAACUAAAACGAUAUGGCAACUUACUCCUUUGACUCUAGAGUAUUGGAUAUUAGUGUUAGGUUUUAAAGUAAUUACUUGAGUCUUGGUCAGGGUGUCCCAAAACAUUACCAUCUUUGUGUCAAUGCUUAAAGUAACUAUUUCUGUCUUCAGUCUACCAAAGACUUAGUAGAUGAGUUUUCUAAUUCUGAGAAAUUAGGGAAAUUAAUUGGGUCUUUGUUUUAACCUAGGAAAAAGAGAGCAAGGCUUUUUAUCAGUUGCCUCCAUAUAAAUUCCUCAAUGAUUUUAACUCUUGAGUUGGGAUCUAAGCUAGGGUGGAAGUAGUUAUCUGGGUCUAGGGCAAUUUGUUUUCCCAUUCUUGCUAUUCUUAAAGAGUUUAAUCUCAGGAGUCUGGGACUAUAAUAAUUGUACAUGAAAUGAUGAGGGAGUAUUGUAUGUCAACAUGAGCAUAACUUUUGCUGCUAAUCAUAAUUUUCUUUUGACCUAGUUCCAGAGGUCCUCAAACCUGUGCAAUAAGAAAGAUUAUUUAUUAUUAUUUUGAUGUGGUCUCCCAGAGAGGGAACUAUAAAUAAAGCUGUAAUUUGAUAUGAAGUGAUAGCCAACAUUAACAAACAACAGUUGGCUUUCUCUUUAGAAAGAUCAGUGCAACCAUAGCAAAGUUUAAAGUAAUUUAUAUUUAAUUUUAAUGUUAAUUUUUAAAUUCCUAAUUUUAUUUAAAAUGUCAACUGGAUAUAUGCAGUUCUCAACUCAAGCUGAAAUACGGUGUAAAAAACAGAAAUGCUGCCCUUAUCUAAUGGUUAUCAGGAAAAAAAACUUAUUUGGGCAGUACUAUGAUAUCUAUUUUAAUAAUAAAAGACUAUUUUCCACCAGUC